AUGGCCAAGUCCAUCAUCAAAAGAUACCACUAUGUCAAAAGACGCCUAAGAGGAGCCUCCAGGAAGCAGUCACGCCAUUCCAGCAUCAACUUUGGCCAAAGAAAUUACUCUCUCUACAUAAACAGGGUCCUGAAGGAAGUUGUCCCCAAGAGAGGCCUGUCGUCGCACACUUUGGAUGUUAUGAACAUCCUGAUCAAUGACAUGUUUGAACGCAUUGCCACGGAAGCCUGCCAUCUGAUGUACCUCAGAAAGCGCUGUACCCUCACCCCAGAAGAUAUCCAAAAGGCGGUGUGUCUGCUGCUGCCGAAGAAGCUGGCUAGGUUUGCAGUGACUUUUGGAAGUGAGGCAGUGCACAGAUUUGUCCACUCCUAAGCUCCAUGUGCAAG
Molecule: messenger RNA, 386 nt
Organism: Phodopus roborovskii (desert hamster)
Lineage: Eukaryota; Metazoa; Chordata; Mammalia; Rodentia; Cricetidae
Product: histone H2B variant L1
Exons: 1
Coding region: 1-372 (123 amino acids)
Biological process (GO): nucleosome assembly
Cellular component (GO): nucleosome
Molecular function (GO): DNA binding; protein heterodimerization activity; structural constituent of chromatin
Source: RefSeq, a predicted model, not a curated record